AUGAUGCCGCCACCUCAAGGGGCCGACAGGCCUCAGCACCAGGAACCCUCGUACCCGCUUCUGGCCUCGCAGGAGCCUCGACCCGUGCGCGCGCCUUUGCUCCGCUCGGUAAUUGAGCGCCGUCUGGGAGAGUUUGUCGGUGGUCAGUAUGGCGACUACAACCUGGCCUCGCUACUCUUUGAAGCACGCACCGACGACAAGAAGUACGUCAAGAUCGAGCGCUGGACGCCUCCGGCCGGAUCCAAGCCUAGCUUCGACGAGGCCAAGAAGCAGCAGUACAAGCCUGCCAAAAAGGGCGGCACAUUCGGGCCCAGCUGGACCAAUCACUGGCUGAGGAUCCACCUGGCUGUACCGGAAGAGUGGCGCAACAAGGACUGGGUGCAGCUAGAGUUUGACCCCAGCUGCGAGGCCAUGAUCUUCGCCGAUGACGGCAAUCCGCUGCAGGGCAUCACGGGCGGCUUCGAUGAUCGGCGCCGGGUCGACUUUCCCCUCAAGCCAGGCAUGCGCAACGGCGUCGUCCUCUACGCCGAGGUCACUGCCAACGGCAUGUUUGGCCUUCCCUCGGACGGCAGCGGCGAUCCCGAUCCGAAUCGCUACUUUGGGCUGGCGUCGUGCGACAUCGUCGUCAAGCGACCGGAGGCCUGGAGGCUGAUGUGGGACUUCAACACCCUCCAACAGUGCGUCCGAGAGAUGCCAAAGGACAGCAUUUUGCAGAACCGCGCACUGUGGGUCGCCAACCAGAUCCAGAACACGUUCCGCAAAGGCGACCUCGGCAGCAUCCAGCGAUGCCGCACACUGGCCGAAGAGAUCCUGGGCCGCGGCUGGAGCGACCGGGGUCAUGAGAUCUACCAAGACGACGUCGUCGAAGGCCGCGAAGAUACCCGCAUCUGGUGUCUCGGCCACACGCACAUCGAUAGCGCCUGGCUCUGGCCCUACUCGGCCACUCAGCAAAAGGUGGCCAGGUCGUGGUCGACGCAGCUCGAUCUCAUGGACCGCUUCGAGGAGCACCGCUUCACCGCCAGCACGGCGCAGCAGUACCAGUGGCUCGAGGAGCUCUAUCCCAAGCUCUUUGAGCGCGUCAAGGCCAAGGUUGCCGAGGGCAAGUUCCAGCCCAUCGGAGGCACCUGGGUCGAAUGCGACGCAAACAUGCCCUCCGGAGAGGCCUUCGUCCGCCAGUUCCUCUACGGCCAGCGGUACUUCCUCUCCCGCUUCCAACAGCGGUGCACCGUCUUUUGGCUGCCGGACACGUUCGGCUACAAUGCCCAGAUCCCGCAACUGGCGAGGCAGGCCGGCUGCGACUACUUCUUUACCCAGAAGCUCAGUUGGAACAACAUCAACCGCUUCCCGCACAACACUGUCAUGUGGGUGGGUCUCGACGGCACCCAGAUGAUGGUCCACCUCACCCCGGUCAACAACUACGAUUCGCAGUGCGGUGUCGACGAUCUUGUCCGCGGCAUCAAGAACAACCAGGACCUCUGGGUGCAGGACAGCGCGCUGCUCCUCUUCGGCUUCGGCGAUGGCGGUGGCGGCCCGACCGAGGUGAUGCUGGAGCGGAUGCGACGGGCGCGUGCCGUGUCAAACUCCGGCUUCCGCGACAUGCCGCGGAUCACCAUGGGUCGGUCGGCCAAGGACUUUUUCGAGCAUGUCCGCAAGACGACCGACAACGGCAAGCGCCUCUCGACGUGGUCCGGCGAAAUUUACCUCGAGUUCCACCGCGGCGUCUACACCAGUCACGGCUCGAUCAAGCAGUGGAAUCGCUACAUGGAGCACUUCCUCGGCCUCCUCGAGUGGGUCAACACGCUGGCCAGCAUCCGCGUAGACGGCUUUGGCUACCCGAAGCAGGAGCUCGACGCCCUCUGGGAGCCAUUCCUCCUGAACCAGUUCCACGAUUGCCUUCCUGGCAGUGCGAUCCGCAUGGUCUACGACGACAUGGAGGUCAUGUACGCCGACAUGGUGUCCAAGGGAUCUGCGCUCUACAAGAAAGCCCUCCGUGCACUAGGCAUCGAUUCGGCGCUGGGAGCCGCGUCGGCCUCGUCCGCAUCUGCCAGCGACGUGUCCGUGGUCAACCACCUCGGCAUCCCUCGACGCGAGCUCGUCUCGGUCGAUCUUGAAGGCCUCGACCGAGCCCAGGCCGUCGCUCUGUCUCACCGCUCGGUCCAGCUCUGCGACGGCGGCAAGCGAGCGCUGCUCCUCGUCGAGGACAGUGUUGGCGACGGAUGUGCUUGCAGCGUCGACAAGUCGGCCGACCUGAUGCGCAGCCUCGAGGCAGUCUCUAUCGUGGAGACCGAGCACAACGAGUUCAUCAUGAAGAAUGCCAGCAUCUCGCUCAAGAUCAGCCAUGGUCGAAUCGUCUCGAUCUACGACCACGUCGUCGGUCGCGAGCUCCUCGAGCACGGAAGGACCGCCGGCCUCACCAUCGCCGAGGACUAUCCGCCUGAUUACGACAACUGGGAGACCGAGGUCUAUUCGCUUGACACGAUCGAGGAGAUCGCCUUCGACAACGUCCGCAUCGUCGAGAGAGGACCGUGGCGCUCGAGCCUGGCGUUGAAUGCCCGCUUCGGUCAGAGCAACGUUCACAUCACCGUCAGCCUCGAUGCGGUGCCUGCGACGGUGCUGGCAGCCGAUGGAGAAGGCCGACCCCUGCUGCGCUUCGACGUCGAGAUCGACUGGCAGGAGAAGCACCGCUUCCUCCGCUUCGAGGUACCCACCACGCUGCGGGCCGACAGCGCAUCGUACGAGACGCAAUUCGGCAUCACGUCGCGGCCGACGACGCGCAACACCUCGUGGGAGGCGGCCAAGUUUGAGGUAUGCGGGCACCGCUGGGCGGACCUGUCCGAACCCGACUACGGCCUCUCGAUCCUCACCCAGUCCAAGUACGGCUACUCGACCGAAGGAGGCAGGAUGAGGCUCUCGCUGCUCAAGGCCGGAACCUAUCCCGACGCGCACGAGGACGAAGGUCGGCAUGCCUUCGCCUUCGCUCUGUACCCUCACGUCGGAGGUGUCGGCAAGGGUCAGGUGGUCAGCGCCGCCAGGAUCUUCGCAUCAAGCAUGAGCCCGCCGGUUCCAGCCUCGUCGUCUUCUUCCUCGGAUGCUGCGGUCGCCAAGGUGGACCAGCUGAUUGGAGCGUCCAAGGAUCUGACGAUGCCGAUCCGUCUAGUGCCGCAGGGUGGCUCGGUGGUCCUGGACACCAUCAAGAGGGCCGAGGAGGACUUUGAGUACUAUGGCAAGAAGCCGGAGAGGCCCGAUGGUCUCGCCGUUAUCGUUCGACUAUACGAGUCGCUGGGCACCCACAGCCGACCCACCAUCGAGAUCUCUACGCCCAUCCAUUCAAUCACGCAGUGCAACAUUUUGGAGGACGAUCUGGAGCAAGAGAGUCAGGACCUCAAUCUCGAGAUGUACACCUCGACCCAUGACGAUGUGGGACGAGGAACAGAGGCAGGGGGCGCUGGAGGAGACAAGACGAUCGUCUGCCUCUCCUUCCGACCGUUCGAGAUCAAGACCCUCAAGAUCCGGAUCAAGUAG
This is a messenger RNA of Pseudozyma flocculosa PF-1, 3522 nucleotides long. RefSeq lists its product as uncharacterized. The record is from RefSeq and is a predicted model, not a curated record. Gene Ontology annotation, biological process: oligosaccharide catabolic process; mannose metabolic process. The transcript is spliced from 3 exons. Bases 1 to 3522 code for a protein of 1173 amino acids. Gene Ontology annotation, cellular component: fungal-type vacuole membrane. Gene Ontology annotation, molecular function: alpha-mannosidase activity; carbohydrate binding. Lineage: Eukaryota; Fungi; Basidiomycota; Ustilaginomycetes; Ustilaginales; Ustilaginaceae.